UGGGUGGGAAAGAACGAGAUCCAAAUUCAACAUGGCGCUCACGCUGAAAGAACUUGCUUCACUUUUGAGUGUGUUGCCAGAGGAUGCCUUGACUAACAGAACAUUUGAGAAUCUUGCAUCUGGAUUCCACUACUAUUUUCAGAAGAAUGAUCACUUCAAAGUUGGCACUGCCUUGGUCCUGUUGCUACAGAACAAUGAUCUUCUUCCCCACCCUUCACAGAGGUUGGCUGCAGUCUUUCUCUUGUAUGAGAUGUACAAAACUGAACCAGUCUCCGUCAACCCAUUUGCUUCCAUCUUUGUCCAUUUGUUGAAUCCACCAUCAGAUGGCAGUGAGGGUACAGAAUACCACUGGGCAAUAACUCGAAUCUCUCCAUCAGAACGCUACUUUCUGGCACAACUUAUAUCUAGCCCUUCCAAAGAGUUAUUCAAGAAGACCCCUCAAGAUGUGCUUAACAUGGAUGUCACCAACAUGCAAUCAUUUGAUGUGAGUGCCCUACAGUUGGCCUUAGCAGAGAGGCAGUCUGAGACCCCAGCCCCCAGUAAGACUGGCCUACCUAUCAUUGUACCUGAUCCAGACACUAAACCACUCAAUUUUGAGCAGUUUGGGAAGUCAGGCUCAGUAAAUCCUGAUGUUCAGCGUCAGACCAUGGAAUCUCUACUAAUGGGACCAAGUCCACCAAUAGAAAAAUGUAUGAAACCUGAGUUCAUACGCCUCGCCCCACCCCUCCACAUAGCUGAGGAUGAGUUAGUGUGGCUAGGGCCAGUUGAACCAGAUCACAAGGUACUAUGGGACAAUUCUAUGUGUAUAGCUAAUUCUGCAGGAUCAGAGGUGCGUAAACUGAUGGUUAAAGCAUUCAAAACAACACUUGUUUUACACCAACAACAGCAACUGUUAGCAGAGCUAGAAAAAGACCCUAAACUAGUCUAUCACAUAGGGCUUACUCCAAACAAGUUGCCUGACCUCGUAGAGAACAACCCCCUCGUUGCAAUAGAGGUGCUUUUACGUCUAAUGCAGUCCAACCAAAUCACCGAUUAUUUCUCAGUGUUAGUUAACAUGGAGAUGUCUCUACAUUCUAUGGAGGUGGUUAACCGACUAACAACAGCUGUUGAGUUACCACCAGAGUUCAUCCACCUUUACAUUUCCAAUUGUAUAUCUACCUGUGAGACUAUCAAGGAUCGCUAUAUGCAGAAUCGCCUGGUGCGACUGGUCUGCGUCUUUUUACAAUCUCUUAUUAGGAACAAAAUCAUAGAUGUAAAGGAUAUUUUCAUUGAGGUGCAAGCAUUCUGUAUUGAGUUCAGCAGAAUACGAGAGGCAGCUGGCUUAUUUAGACUUUUGAAAACUUUGGACAAUGGUGGGGAACAAACAUCACCUCCUGCAGGCAGUAAAUGAUAGUGCAAGUCAUGGCAACAGUAAAU
Molecule: messenger RNA, 1416 nt
Organism: Owenia fusiformis
Lineage: Eukaryota; Metazoa; Annelida; Polychaeta; Sabellida; Oweniidae
Source: the annotation of a GenBank genome assembly